Cyclospora cayetanensis is the source of this 657-nucleotide messenger RNA. Its product is annotated as partner of Y14 and mago. Gene Ontology annotation, molecular function: RNA binding. Bases 1 to 657 code for a protein of 218 amino acids. The record is from RefSeq and is a predicted model, not a curated record. Lineage: Eukaryota; Apicomplexa; Conoidasida; Eucoccidiorida; Eimeriidae. Gene Ontology annotation, cellular component: exon-exon junction complex; cytoplasm. The transcript has 4 exons. Gene Ontology annotation, biological process: exon-exon junction complex disassembly.
AUGUCGCACCCCGACGCCUCACGGGGUCCUUCGUCGGCUGGCGGCUUUAGCGAACUGGUAGAUUCGCUGGCUCCAACAGGCGUCUGCGUGCGAGAGACAACGAUCAGCGGAGAGACAUACGUGGUGAACAUGGCAACGGGAGAGAAGAUCAUUCCAGGCUCCCGCCGACCAGACGGGAGUCUCAGGAAGCCAAUCAAAGUCCGCGCGGGUUAUACUCCUGCGGAAGAACGAAGAGCCUUCAGAACCCGGCAACAAAUCUCGCGAGACGAGCACCGCGUGCAUGUAGGAGGCGGGAUUCCCGGGCUGACACCAGAAGCAGACUCCACCACUACCAACAACAAAACUACCACCAGCAGACGCAAAAAGAAGGAUAGCACUGCUCCAAACUGCUCGAAGGCUUUGGAAACCCAGGACAAGCUUUGCAGCCAGAUCGAAGCUAUGUCUCUCCACGAAAGCAACGAAGCGAACAAAACCGCCGACCCCGUAAAACGGUUGCGAAACGUGAGGAAAAAAAUUAAUGAAAUAAUCGAGCUGGAAAAGAAAUGCGCAGAGGGCCAAACGCCAACCCCGGAACAAAUGCAAAAAAUCCACAGAAAGAAGGAUUUGCUCGCCGAGGCUGCCGAGCUCGAACAGGCCCUGGUGAACGAAUCCAAGUGA